Eutrema salsugineum is the source of this 1961-nucleotide messenger RNA. RefSeq names its product FBD-associated F-box protein At4g10400-like. The coding region runs from base 1286 to 1834 and encodes 182 amino acids. Lineage: Eukaryota; Viridiplantae; Streptophyta; Magnoliopsida; Brassicales; Brassicaceae. The record is from RefSeq and is a predicted model, not a curated record. The transcript is spliced from 4 exons.
CUCACUCGACUCGACUUCUCACAAAUGCGAUUGUGGUUCUUCCGAAGAAUUUAUUUCUCUCGUGUUUGAUUUCCGCCAAGAAGUUCGAAAAAGGUCAAAUCUGCAAUUGGCGAUUUUCCAAAGACAAAUCGAGGUAACAGUGAUCGUAUACAUUUACCAGGGAAAUGAGUGAUUGGAGAAAAAAAAAAUCAGAUUCCGCAUAAAUGUUUGAAUAUUUCUCAAGCUAAUCGGAUAUUAGAUGUGCACGUGAAUAAACCCAAUUGAUCAAAUUUUGGACUUGCUCGUUUGCGAAGCUUGAAGAUGUUCAAUUCUAGGUUUUAUUUCAUCAAGUCUAUGUUUGUCCAAUUUCUUCGCGUGGUUUUUUGGUUUCAUUUGUUAUUUCAUCAAGUCUAGGUCUUGUCCAACUUCUUUUGUCCAUAUGUUUCAGAGUGUUUUCUGUAAAACUCAGAAAUCCAAGUUCCUGUCCACGGUAACAGCAUUUGUAAAGAUAUGGAUUCAGGCGAACUCUGUUAGUCUUACUUUGUUUAUUUCUUCGUUUAUUUUGUAAGGUUAUAUGGGCAUCAGUGAGUUGUCUGACGAAUUGCUGAUAAAAAUAUUAUCGUUUCUUCCUACCAAAGAUGCUGUGUCCACUAGCAUCUUGUCCAAACAAUGGGAGUUUCUUUGGAUGUGGCUGCCUAAACUUGAGUACACUAGUAGAUACUAUCUAGAGUCUACAUGCGAGAGGUUAAAGUGUUUUCUUGACAGAAAUCUGCCAUUACAUAGAGCUCCGGUUAUUGAAAGCUUCCACCUCGAGUUUGGUGCAAAACAAUUUAAGCCUGAAGAUAUCAAACUGUGGGUUCUAACUGCAGUUUCUCGCAACGUACGAGAGCUGGAGAUUUCUCAAAUUUAUUCUUUGAGCUUGCCGAACAACAUAUUCCCGAGUAGCUUGUAUACCUGCAAAACGCUCGUGACCUUGAAACUCAACGGAGACAUUCUCAUGGAUGUUCCUCGUAUGGUUUGUCUACCUUGUCUCAUAACUUUGCGACUUGUACGGGUGACAUACCUCAAUGAAGAUUCUCUUCAACGGCUUCUAUCUAAUUGCUCUGUUCUUAAAGAUCUAUCUGUUGAAAGAGGUUUAUUUGAUAAUUGGAGAAAGUUCAUUGCUAUCGUCCCGUCAUUGAAACGUUUAAAUUUUCGUACAGCUCAUGAUUUAGAUGAGAUUGUGAUAAAGACUCCUUCUUUGAAGUACUUGGAUUUUACAUAUUAUAGUUCUAUGAUUCACCACUGUUUGAUUGAGAUUUAGAAUAUGCCUAAGCUGAGUGAGGCAUCUCUAGAUGUUAGCUAUCCUUAUAUCGAGAAGCUUAUCGGAUCAAUCACAUCUGUCAAGCGUCUCACAUUAUGGCAAGUAGACUAUAGUUCAGAGUAUUGUUUGCAGGGUGUGUAUGGUGAUAGUUUUGUCUUCAACCAGCUUGUACAUCUGAAGCUACAUAUACGCAAAAGAUAUUCGGCGAAUUUGCUUGUCUGGAUGCUCAAAGAGUUGCCCAAGUUACGUGUGCUAGAUCUACAACUCUAUGGAAAGGAUGUUUAUGGAACUAAUGGUGUAGUUUUCUGGAAUCAACCAAGUACUGUUCCUGAAUGCAUGUUGUCGAGUCUACAAACUUUCAAGUUUUCAGGAUACUUAGUAGGAAGACCGGAAGAGAGGGAUCUUAUGAUUUAUGUCUUAAAAAACGCGCAUCGCUUAGAGAACGCAAGAAUCUAUUCUGAAGAUCAUGAGUUUGAAACCCUUGACAUGAUACGGAAGCUGGUACUUGCUUCCCUAGCUUCACCCGAAUGCCACAUUGUAUUUAAUUGGUGAUCUCUAGCUAUUUUAUUGUUGUGGUUAGUUUUAUCAUAUGGAGCUGUUUAAGACUACAUAUGUUUAUGAUCAUAGUCUAGUCUAAACCUAAUCACGAACCCCUAAAUCUGAUUUUUGGAUUGGCUUU